This is a messenger RNA of Beauveria bassiana ARSEF 2860, 2250 nucleotides long. RefSeq names its product DNA repair helicase RAD3. Bases 1 to 2250 code for a protein of 749 amino acids. The transcript has 6 exons. The record is from RefSeq and is a predicted model, not a curated record. Lineage: Eukaryota; Fungi; Ascomycota; Sordariomycetes; Hypocreales; Cordycipitaceae. Gene Ontology annotation, biological process: nucleotide-excision repair; positive regulation of mitotic recombination; transcription by RNA polymerase II. Gene Ontology annotation, molecular function: damaged DNA binding; DNA helicase activity; ATP binding. Gene Ontology annotation, cellular component: nucleus.
AUGCCUUCGGGCACGGGAAAGACGGUUUCGCUACUGUCUCUAAUCGUCGCUUAUCAACAAUCUAUGCCGGAGAAGCGCAAGCUCAUCUACUGCUCUCGUACCAUGUCCGAAAUCGAAAAGGCGCUGAUGGAGUUGGAGGCUUUGAUGAAGUACCGCACUGAACAGUUGGGACAUGAAGAAGACUUUCGUGGUCUUGGUCUAACGAGCCGAAAGAACUUGUGUCUUCACCCUUCUGUCAAGCGUGAAAAGAGCGGGUCCGUUGUUGACGCUCGAUGUCGAAGCUUGACAGCAGGCUUUGUCAAGGAGAAGAAGGAACGCGGCGAAAACGUGGACCUGUGCGUCUAUCAUGACAAUCUCGAUCUGCUCGAAUCCCACAACCUUAUUCCGAAUGGUGUUUGGACUUUUGACGGCAUUUUGCGCUACGGGGAGGAGCACAAACAGUGCCCGUACUUCACCGCGCGUCGCAUGAUGCAAUACUGCAACGUUGUCAUAUUCUCCUACCAUUACCUCUUAGACCCCAAGAUCGCAGAACGUGUCACCAAAGACUUUUCCAAGGACUGCAUUGUCGUGUUCGAUGAAGCACAUAACAUCGACAAUGUAUGUAUCGAGUCACUGAGUACUGAUAUCACGGAAGAUUCAUUACGACGUGCGACACGGGGGGCUCAAAAUCUCAAGCAAAAAAUUGCAGACAUGCGCGAAACGGAUCAAGAGCAGUUGCAAAAUGAAUAUGAAAAGCUGGUUCAGGGCCUCAGAGAGGCCGAUGAAGCUAGGCAGGAGGAUGCCUUUAUGGCAAACCCAGUGCUUCCUGAGGAACUCUUGAGAGAAGCCGUCCCAGGAAAUAUUCGCAGAGCAGAACACUUCGUGUCAUUCUUGCAGCGAUUCAUCGAAUAUCUGAAGGCAGGCGCCCCUGUCAUCUCAGAGACGCCCCCGUCCUUUCUUGCGCACCUGAAAGAGCACACAUUUAUCGAAAAGAAGCCUUUGGGUUUCUGUGCAGAGCGUUUAACUUCACUCGUCAGAACACUGGAGCUCACCAAUAUCGAUGACUAUCAACCUCUACAAGAGGUCGCGACAUUCGCCACACUUGUUGCCACCUACGAUAAGGGCUUCUUAUUGAUCUUGGAGCCAUACGAAUCAGAUACAGCCGAAGUCCCCAAUCCGAUCCUCCACUUCACUUGCCUGGAUGCGGCAAUCGCCAUUCGGCCAGUCUUCGAUCGUUUUUACUCCGUCAUCAUCACCUCUGGAACCAUCUCGCCUCUGGAGAUGUAUCCAAAAAUGCUCGAUUUCUCAACUGUUAUCCAAGAAUCCUACAGUAUGACUCUUGCCCGCCGCUCCUUCUUGCCAAUGAUUGUGACGAGAGGAAGCGAUCAAGCUUCCAUUUCAACCAGCUUUCAAGUUCGCAAUGAGCCCAGUGUAGUGCGGAAUUACGGAAACUUGCUGACAGAGUUCGCCAAGAUUACACCAGAUGGCUUGGUUGUCUUUUUCCCUUCAUAUCUAUACAUGGAAUCCAUCAUUAGUAUGUGGCAGGGAAUGGGCAUUCUUGACGAGGUAUGGAAAUACAAAUUGAUCUUGGUUGAGACGCCCGACGCACAAGAGACGUCCUUGGCUUUGGAGACUUACCGAACAGCUUGCUGCAACGGUCGCGGCGCCAUUCUGCUCUGUGUCGCUCGUGGCAAAGUAUCAGAAGGUAUCGAUUUUGAUCAUCAAUACGGUCGCACAGUUUUGUGUAUUGGGGUACCUUUUCAGUACACGGAAUCGCGAAUCCUCAAGGCAAGGCUGGAAUUUUUGCGAGAGACAUACCGCAUCAAAGAGAACGAUUUCUUAUCCUUUGAUGCCAUGCGGCAUGCUGCUCAGUGCCUAGGACGCGUCCUGCGAGGCAAGGACGACUACGGAAUCAUGGUCCUCGCCGACAGACGGUUCCAGAAGAAGCGACCACAACUGCCGAAGUGGAUCAAUCAGGGCUUGAUGGAUGUCGAUGUCAAUCUGAGCACGGACAUGGCUGUAAGCAGCGCCCGGCGCUUCUUGAAGACAAUGGCACAGCCCUUCCGCGCUAAGGAGCAAGAAGGCAUCAGUACCUGGGGCUACGAGGAUCUAGAGCGCAAGGCCGCACUGGAUCGCGAAGAGGCGCGCAAGGCGGAAGAGGCGGCGGCAGUUAAGGCGGCGCAAAUGGCGGCUAUGCAAGACAAUAACAAGGACUACGAAUUCGACGACGACGAUUUGGAUCAAGACUUGAUGGAGCUCGAGAAUUUCUAG